GAGGAAAAAAAAACUUCAAUUAAGUAGCACCUUGACUUUCAGUUAUUUUAUCCAUUCAUCCAAAGUGGUUGUUAGUUAGUUGCAGACAAAAAUGGUGGCAACUGUAGUUGCAGCAGCAGCAUCAUCAGCAUACACUAACAUACACCUCACAGAAAUUUCCGCUUCAAAAUCAAUGGAAUUGAGAUGGGUAAGAACAAGAAUCACCAAAACCUCACAACAACUUAACAACAGCAAACAAAAAUUGCUAUCCACACCCCUUCUCCCAGUUUACAUUUCCACUAACCCACGCCACGUCGAUCCUCAAAAUAUCCGAGACCUCUGUUCCACUUGCAACCACUCUUUCAACAGAUUCCCCAACCUCAAAAACUCCGAAACCUCUGAACCUGUUGAUAUCAACAAGCUUCGCAUUGCUCUUUCUCAUAGUGAUGUUCUUGUUUCUGUCUUCUGUAAACCUCAUCAUGUUGAUGGUUUAGCUGAAUCUUCAUCUUCUUCUAUUGUGGAUUUCUUCACGCCGGUUUCACCUUCACGUGAUUUGUUGGUUGGGUUUGGUCGUGCUGUUUCGGAUUGUGGUCUCACUGCUUCUAUUUAUGAUGUCAUGGUUAUUCCAUCCUUGCGGAGAAUGGGAAUUGGAAAAAUUAUUGUUAAAAAAAUUGUGAGAAUGCUUACAACCAGAGACAUCUAUGACAUAGCAGCCCUUUGCUCAGAGGAUGAGAGGUUGUUUUUUAAGGCUUGUGGAUUUGGUGGUGACAUUUUGGACGCUACUACCAUGAUGUACACAAGAACCGCUUCGCCAACAAUCCAGGAAGGCGAGCAAACCGUCAUAUGCGCAGGCCGAAAGCUAUUAUUGGUUCCACCUCUGAUUGAGAGAUCCUACAAACCAUCAAGGACAAUAAUAUAGAGUCAUGCUUCACUCACUGUAUAAACAACCAGCAAAAAGAAUAUUGUUGUCUGAUCAACCAGAAAAUGUUCAAAAUAUUACUGUUUUAUAGUCGUUCUUUACUGGUGUAUAUUCAACUGAGCAGGGAAAAUUUGUAGUUGCAAGAUUCUUUUGUCAUGCUUUCACUGUAAAUGUGAGAAGUAUUGUGACUUCUGUAAGAUCAUACUUCUGUAUAAAGCAUAUCCUAAAUUCACCUUCUAAGGAUUUCAGUGUCA
Messenger RNA from Trifolium pratense (red clover), 1152 nucleotides. RefSeq lists its product as uncharacterized. Bases 92 to 898 code for a protein of 268 amino acids. The record is from RefSeq and is a predicted model, not a curated record. Gene Ontology annotation, molecular function: glucosamine 6-phosphate N-acetyltransferase activity; monosaccharide binding. Gene Ontology annotation, cellular component: Golgi apparatus; endoplasmic reticulum; endoplasmic reticulum-Golgi intermediate compartment. Gene Ontology annotation, biological process: UDP-N-acetylglucosamine biosynthetic process. Lineage: Eukaryota; Viridiplantae; Streptophyta; Magnoliopsida; Fabales; Fabaceae. The transcript has 4 exons.